Messenger RNA from Penaeus vannamei (Pacific white shrimp), 1413 nucleotides. The record is from RefSeq and is a predicted model, not a curated record. NCBI's taxonomy places the organism in Eukaryota, Metazoa, Arthropoda, Malacostraca, Decapoda, Penaeidae.
UCCCGAGCUGCAGUUUGGUGUCGGCUUCGCAGGUGGAAAGAGGAAGGGGAACUCAGCAGCCAAGAGAGUGUUUCUGUGGGACGAAGGAGGCAUAGAGAGAGAGAAGAAUAGAAAGAGAAAGUGAUAAUUCCGGGAGAUAGCGAGGGGAGAAGAGCAGGAUAAUGUGGAAGGAAUUGGUGCUGUUAGCCGGGGCGCUGGCAUUCGCCCACGCACAGCAGUUCGACUACUAUGACUACGUCGACGAUGCACAGACGGUCCUCCCCGCCCCUCCUCCCCCUCCUCCUCGGUCCAGACCACAGUCCAGACCUGUAGCGCGAGGACCUCCUCCGCCCCAGUCUAGACCUGCAUCCCAACACCCCGCCCAACAGCAGACCGCAAACGACCCAAAUACCACUCCGGUGCCUAUCGUCACUGAUAUCCGAAGAAUCGACACGAAGACCGGCGGCUUCGUGUACCAGUACGCAGGCGCCGACGGAUCUGCCAAGUACGAGCUGCGCCUCCCGAACGGCACCGUGACGGGCAACUACACGUUCAUCAACGACCUGGGCGAACGUGAGACCCGCUGGUACUCGGCUGGCGUACACGACCCGUCCCUCGUCGACGAGACUACGGACCCCAACUACGUGGACCGCGGCAACUACGAUCUGUACAAGCAUCUCGAGGAGCCCUACGUGCACAUCGCAGGCACCGACGGCAGCUUCGACGCACAGGCCCCGCGGUCCAGCCCGAGGGCUCAGCGUCCCUCUCCUCCUCGGUCAUCGGGUCCUCGCCCUUCGGGUCCUCGAGCCUCGGCUCCUCGUGCGCCCCCUCCUCCUCCUCCUCCUCCUCCUCGUGCUGCCGCAACUCCUCUGGAUUACGACGAUCCUUCGCUUCACUUCAUCGAACCAGCUCCUAUCUUCGAGGGCGUCCCCGUCGAGCCUCUGGAGCCCCUGCCGCCCGUCCCUGCCGCUCCCCCACCACCCCCUGUCCGAAGUGGCCGCGGGCGUGCAGGCGGGCGAGUCAAGGUGAGCUCAAGACCCGUAUCGCCGCCUCACAGACUGAACUCCCAGAGCGCCACCGACGCCUUCCUCGACGACAUCAUCAGCAGGUUCUCAUAAGGCGGUGUGUUCCUCGCCGGAAUCCAGUUCAGUCGAAAAUGCAACAUGAGAUUGUUUAAACAUAAAAUUCAAUAGGAUAAAUACAUGUGUACCAUUAGGUGCGAUUCGAAGUUUGGCAACAUUGACUGACUCCUGUAUAUACAAUAAGAUUUAUAAAAUACAUAUAAUCACAAGCUUAAACAAAAAUGUGAUUUCAAAAGCAGACUCUACACACUGAGUAGAAUUUUAAAAAAGACUUUGUUUGUUACGUCCUGCUGCCAUUGUUGUUGUUGUGGCAGCUUUUCUAUGAAAUAAAAGAGAUCUGUAUUAUAUAAUC